AUUCCUGUUCUUGCUACUUGGUUUUUUUUUUCUAACAUCAAUUCAUUUUCUUUCCUUCUUUAACUCAGAAUCAUAUCUUCUUCUCUAUCUCCAAUAAAGAGAAUACAAGCAAAUCUUUCCUGUCACCGGUGGGUGGGGGAGCCUAUCACUUCUUUCAAUAUGAACCCUAAUACUACUAUUUUACCUAACCUAAGAGCUUAGGAUUUUGAUAGGUUUAGUGUUCUUUUUUGUUUUAAAUCGAUGGAUUCUGGUUCCGGAGCCAACCCGAAUAGCAUCAACGAGGGUUCAUCAUCAGCUACAGCACCGGUGCUGAUGGAUUCACAACAAGGUGGAGCUGGUGAAUUGUCUUCUUCUCCAGCUCAUCCACCGAGUCGCUACGAGUCACAAAAGCGUCGCGACUGGAACACUUUCUUGCAGUACUUGAAGAACCACAAGCCCCCACUGACGCUAUCUCGUUGCAGCGGCGCACACGUAAUCGAGUUCUUGAAAUAUCUUGACCAGUUCGGCAAAACUAAGGUUCACGUAACGGCUUGUCCUUAUUUCGGACAUGCAAACCCGCCCGAUCCUUGUUCUUGUCCACUCAAGCAAGCGUGGGGUAGCCUCGACGCGUUGAUCGGACGGCUGAGAGCUGCUUAUGAAGAAAACGGUGGACGUCGGGAAUCAAACCCUUUUGGGACGAGGGCUGUGAGGAUUUAUUUGAGGGAAGUGAGAGGAGGGCAGGCUAAAGCUAGAGGGAUUCCUUAUGAGAAAAAGAAGCGAAAAAGGCCUACUACUACGGCUGUGUCGGCGGCUUCUGGUACUCAACCACCUGGUGGUGCUGCCGGUGAUGAUAGUUCUGGUGGAACUACGGCUAACGUUGGUACUGUCACCGCUGCUGCUACCACUAAUAGCUUAUAGUUGUUCUCUUAAUUACUAUUUUAUUUUUUAUUUUGUCUUCUAAUAGCUGUUUUAUGUGAUUAUGAUGAGUUAUCACAUGAACUAAGUUUAGUUAGCAAUCUUGUUUAAUCACUUUCGACA
Gossypium raimondii (Peruvian cotton) is the source of this 1017-nucleotide messenger RNA. Its product is annotated as protein LIGHT-DEPENDENT SHORT HYPOCOTYLS 6. Gene Ontology annotation, cellular component: nucleus. Lineage: Eukaryota; Viridiplantae; Streptophyta; Magnoliopsida; Malvales; Malvaceae. The record is from RefSeq and is a predicted model, not a curated record. Gene Ontology annotation, biological process: mRNA transcription; response to light stimulus. The transcript has a single exon. Bases 241 to 897 code for a protein of 218 amino acids.